This is a messenger RNA of Staurois parvus, 657 nucleotides long. The record is from the annotation of a GenBank genome assembly. Lineage: Eukaryota; Metazoa; Chordata; Amphibia; Anura; Ranidae.
AUGGGGAGCUACGUUCUUCUAUUCACCUGCAUCCUCUCCACUUUGUUGGCCACCGGAUUCUCUUUAUCAUGUAUUGUGUGUGAUGGGGAAGAUGAGAGGUCCUGUAAAGGAAGCCCAACUACAUGCCCUUUAGAUUCUGAAUUCUGUGUGGCAAUUUUGAAGUCCACUGCUGAAGGUGGCCAGGAAAAGAGGCAGUACAAGAGAGUUUGUGGGGAAAAAUCAAUGUGUUCUGAGAAGGAAAUUUUUACCUAUUCUAAUGGAGUAAUAAAAAUAAGCAGUUCCUGUUGCGCUGUCAAUAACUGCAUUCCUCCCAUGCCUGUGUUGCCACAGACUAAAACAGAGAAGAACGGGGUGUCCUGUUUGGAAUGUCGAGGUUCUGGGGACACACCAUGUACUUCAAGCACCCACAGAUACUGUUCUGGGGAUGAGAAUAAAUGUGUCUCAUUACGUAUUGAAACAAAUCCGUCUCCCAAUACAUUUCUCGCAGGUUGCGGCACACCGGGAUUGUGUACAAUAAAGGAGAUGGACUUUAAAACCGGAGACACAGCACAAGCGAUGAAGUUCACUUGCCUCACCGGGAGCGGGAGCCUCCAGUACACUCGUAGUCUGUUUUUGCUGAUUUUCACUCCCAUGUUCCUUGUCAAAGUCUUGGCAUAA